CGAGGGGCCCGGGGCGAGGGGCCCGGGGCCGGCCUGCCCUGGGGACCCUGUACCGGCUUUCCCGGGGACCCUCUGGGAGAGGAGACCCUGCCGUGGCCUGUAAGAAGGGACCCGCGGCAGCGACCGAGGCCCUGGGGUGCGGACGGGAGGGAGAGAAGGCCGGCCCUGGGAGCUGCGAUCCGCCGCACUCAGGCCUGGUCCCGAAUUGGAUCCUUGCACCCCGUGUGCCAGAGGGCGAGCCACGCACAGAGCCCAGCUCUGAUUCCCUGAACAGCACGUGGUCCCUGUGACUUCCAGCCACAGCCAUGGGAUUGUUUGACAAGCUGGCAGGAUGGCUUGGCCUGAAGAAAAAGGAGGUUCACGUCUUGUGCCUUGGCUUGGACAACAGCGGCAAAACAACCAUCAUCAAUAAACUCAAACCUUCAAAUGCUCAAACUCAGGACAUCGUUCCAACAAUAGGAUUCAGUAUAGAGAAAUUCAAGACUUCAAGUUUGUCUUUCACAGUGUUUGAUAUGUCAGGUCAAGGGAAAUACAGAGACCUCUGGGAACACUACUACAAAGAAGGCCAAGCCAUUAUUUUUGUCAUUGAUAGCAGUGACAAAUUAAGAAUGGUUGUGGCCAAAGAAGAACUUGACACCCUUCUGAAUCAUCCAGACAUUAAGCACCGCCGGCUGCCUAUUCUCUUCUUUGCUAACAAGAUGGACCUCAGGGAUGCAGUGUCAUCUGUGAAAGUGUCUCAGCUGCUGUCCUUAGAAAACAUCAAAGACAAGCCCUGGCAUAUCUGUGCCAGUGAUGCUCUUAAAGGAGAAGGAUUACAAGAAGGUGUGGAUUGGCUCCAAGGUCAGAUGCAAGCAAUGAAGACAUGAGAGAUAAAUAAAGAAUCUGUGGGGUUGUUUUACACCUUUUGUCAGUAGGUGAAGAACAAGUUCCUUGGAAAGGAAGAAUGAUUUGAAGAAGAUGAACAGUUCAGCUAAAAUAUCCUGUAUUGACUUGUUUCAGUUUAGUAUCUCUUCCAGGAAAAGUGAAUGUAGACAACCUAGCACCUCAGGUAUGCACAUUGAUGAAUUAAAUUGAAUCUUGUAGACUGGAGAGCGUAUACAAAAAAAAAUAUUUGUGUUAACAAUAAACAUCUGCAUUCAUUUGAGGUUUAGGUGAUAAUUAGCCAUCAGUAAAUGCCCCUCUGUUUUUUGGGGGGAUGUGUUUUGAGCAAAUGGGAAUAUUUAUUUUCCAGAGAAACAAUAAUCAGCACUUCCUGAAAUCCAUCUACAUAAGAUACCUACUGAUUUUAGAUGCCCAGUUUUAGGCAUUACUGCCAUUUUUUUAUAUUAAAGUUUGAUGUUGGGUUUUUAUUAUCCAUCUCUAAUAUACUUCUAUAAGAGUAUUUUGAUUAAAGAUAUAAGGAUUCAAGUGUUCAGUAUAUUUGUUAUAGAUGAUUGCAGAUGUUUUUAAGAAAUUGCUUUUAACUAAAUGUUACUAAUUGUUUUUUGUGAUUAUACCAUGGUUAUAUUUGCACUCCCAUCAAUAAAACUACAAAUAUAUGACAUGCCCUGAUUGGGUUUUUUAACUUCAAUAUGCUCAUUAAUGGUCUUUACAUCCUAGAGAUUUCUGGUUUUCUAUUAAUUUCAUUUGGAAUUUGUUUAUCCAUAUUCAUGUGGAUAUCGCACUGUAUAUGUAAUAAAAUGGUAUCUCUGUUGCCAAGGGGUUUUUUUAUUAAUUGCAUAUAUUUUUUACACUGCCUAAUCCACUAGACUUCUCUUUCAGAUACUUGAGGAGCAUAUGAAUCACAGGAUGGGUCAGACUGGAAGGGACCACAGUGGGCUCAUCUGGCCCAACCUCCCUGCUCAGGCAGGACCAUCCCAGAGCACAUGGCACAGGAUUGCAUCCAGGUGGUUCUGGAAUAUCCCCAGUGAGGGGGACUCCACAGCCUCUCUGGACAAUCUGUUCCAAUGCAUGGUCACUGCACAGGAAAGUUCUUCUUAUGUCCAGGUGGAUUUUCCUGUGUAUCAGUUUCUUGCAAGUUGUUUGAAAACACAGUUAAGGGACAGCUCACUGGUUUACUAGAUCAUUAUUAUGAAAUGUCUUACAUAUAUAUAUCUUGUGUAUAAAGACUGUUUUACUUCCAAAAAUAAAUGUAAUAAACAUUCUGGCUCCAAAGUGUACCAUAUGUAAAAAAUUAAGAACUUUAUUUUUGUUCUGCCACUUCAGGAAAGAGCAGACUGACCCUGGCAGUGCUGAAGACUCCAUUUAACUCAGUGAUUUUCCCUGAUCCCUGUGGGACAUGUAACAUGCAGCUCUUGCAAAAGCUUCCCCCCACACCCAUUAGCAUAUGAGACACAUAAAUGUUCUGUCAGCGUGGCUUCUAGGCCUCACCUCAUAGAGGAGUAUUUGGAGCAAAGGGAACUGAAAUGGGAGAACUGUUAUGUACUCUCAGUUGUUAAAUAGUUAAAUUUAACUCCCCUGCUUUGCCAAAAUAAAAUCUCACUGUAAGAAAUCUUUCUUACAGGAUACUGUGGUCUUACAGUUCAGUUAAUCAUGGAAGUAUUUUCAUGUCCCUUUCUGUGACACUGUUGGCCUUUUGUCAACUUUGAAUCCAAGUGUCUAUACAAAAAUCAAAUACAAAGGAGGAACAGUAAUAUAUCAUCCUGAUAAAUUUUCCUCUGAAUUGUGGGCAGAUAAUUUUGGGUUUACUUUGCUUUGGAUAAUGUAGUAAUUAAAAUAAUGGGUUGGAAGGGAACUUAAAGAUCAUUGAGUUCCAGCCCCUCCCUUGCUUGGACAAGGGACACCUUCCACCAGACCAGGUUGCUCAGAGCUCCAUCCAGCCUGGCCUUGAACAAUUCCAGGGGUGGGAACACUGCAAAUUCCUUGGGCAAUCACUGCCAGUGCCUCACCACACUCUCCAUAAAGAAUUUCUUCUCAAUAUCUAAUCUAAAACGAUUCUCUUGAAAGUAAUACUUGUAAAACUGUUUUGCUGUGUGUAUUUUGUAAUUAUUGUGGAUCGCUUAUAUGUCUUAUUCAAGUGAAACAUGUAGUUUUAAGUUAACAGUUUCUUUUCUACCCAAGAAAAUUUAAGUUCUUACAUAGAAUCCAUCUGCA
Camarhynchus parvulus is the source of this 3093-nucleotide messenger RNA. RefSeq names its product ADP ribosylation factor like GTPase 6 (gene ARL6). The transcript is spliced from 8 exons. Gene Ontology annotation, biological process: cilium assembly; intracellular protein transport; protein localization to cilium. Gene Ontology annotation, molecular function: GTPase activity; GTP binding. Bases 306 to 866 code for a protein of 186 amino acids. The record is from RefSeq and is a predicted model, not a curated record. Lineage: Eukaryota; Metazoa; Chordata; Aves; Passeriformes; Thraupidae. Gene Ontology annotation, cellular component: axoneme; cytoplasm.